AUGGCUAACUUUGUGCGCAAAGGCGCAAUGGGAAGAAUUAACGCCGAGCGCCUUUACGCAUUCAACAAAACAUUGAAGAAAGAUACACUACGCGAGCGCGGCUAUUGGGAGGUAAGUAAGGAUAGCCACCCUAUCAAUCGCUGGUCCUACCGCCGAUGGAAACAGCGCAAGGAGGAGCUGUCCGUUUUCGAAGAUAAACUUGAGAAAGUGCCCGUGGACCAAAAGUUCAAAAUUAAGAAAUUGCUGACGGUGGCAAACAUCUCAGUCUUGGGCCCAAUUAUGAUUCUGCUUUACUUUGCCUUUUGCUACCUGCGCUACAGGCUAUGGGGCAUCACCCCCAUAGAUGGCGCAGGUGCUGUCGUGAGAGGCGUGCAGAACCUCCCUCGUCCGCCGGGGUACUAG
Trypanosoma brucei brucei TREU927 is the source of this 402-nucleotide messenger RNA. RefSeq lists its product as hypothetical. The record is from RefSeq and is a predicted model, not a curated record. Lineage: Eukaryota; Euglenozoa; Kinetoplastea; Trypanosomatida; Trypanosomatidae. The transcript has a single exon. Bases 1 to 402 code for a protein of 133 amino acids.